Messenger RNA from Penicillium atrosanguineum, 567 nucleotides. RefSeq lists its product as uncharacterized. Lineage: Eukaryota; Fungi; Ascomycota; Eurotiomycetes; Eurotiales; Aspergillaceae. Bases 1 to 567 code for a protein of 188 amino acids. The record is from RefSeq and is a predicted model, not a curated record. The transcript has a single exon.
AUGAAGUUCUUCGGGUCUUCUAACCUACCCGUUUUCUUUUUCAAGAUUCUCUUCACUCUUCCGCUGGUUAUGCAGCUGUAUGAUCCCCAACCUCUUCAAAUUACGUUACAGGUUCUACCGGUGGACUAUCUAUCAAGCGAUUGCCUCAAAGAUAUUGAACAGAAGCUUCAUCUGAACUGGAUCAAAUUUAACGUUCUGAGCACCGCUGCAAUGAUAGCGCCAAACUCUGAUGGCUUUUGGAGCAAUAAGCUUGACCACACCUGCUGGCAAACGAUUAAGAUGGGAACGAUCAGCCCAUCUGGGGAUAAGAAUGAGCUUUUGGUGUUGUCUACAGGCACAAAAGCAGAAACUAUUUAUAUUGGUGAUGUGCUUCAGCUGACUCUUUACGAGAAUGGCCUGAAAGUAGGAAAUAAUCAUGCGUCGAGUACGAUGCCCAUCGUCCCUGACUUCACAACGUACGGUAUCAAGCACUAUAAUCAGCGGGAUUGGGAGCUUUCUUUGAUUAUUGCUGGAGAGACGGUUGAUGUCAACUUUAAUGAAAAGCUGAAGAUCAUGCCAGCGCCUUAG